This is a messenger RNA of Colletotrichum lupini, 1053 nucleotides long. RefSeq names its product fluconazole resistance protein 1. The transcript has 3 exons. Gene Ontology annotation, molecular function: transmembrane transporter activity. Gene Ontology annotation, biological process: transmembrane transport. The coding region runs from base 1 to 1053 and encodes 350 amino acids. The record is from RefSeq and is a predicted model, not a curated record. NCBI's taxonomy places the organism in Eukaryota, Fungi, Ascomycota, Sordariomycetes, Glomerellales, Glomerellaceae.
AUGACAACAUGCAGCAGUCAAGCAUCACAAGCUACUUCAUCAUUGCUUUGGCCUGCUCGGUUAUGUGCUUUGUUCAUUGUGCUUGCCUUUAUUUCACCUGCUGACGCCAAUGUGAGCCAGGCCCCUUUUCUUGGACCGGCUGUAGGCCCAAUCGCAGGUGGCUUCCUGAGCCAGGCCAAGGGCUGGCGAUGGCUUCAAGGCCUGAUGGCCAUCUUCACUGGUGUUCUUUGGGUCCUCGGUUCACUUUGGGUUCCUGAGACUUACGUCGUCGUAAUCCUGCGUCGCAAGGCAGAAGUUCUGUCCAAAAUUACCGGCCAUGUUUACGUCUCUGAAUUCGAUGUUGGUCACCCCAACAAAGCGUUGCUCGCAGAGCUCAGAAAGGCUCUGCUACGACCAUGGCAACUCUUGUUUUUGGAGCCUAUCGUUCUGCUCUGUUCUAUCUUCCAAGCUAUUGUUUUUGGGACCUUAUACAUGAUGUUCGCCGCUUUCCCGAUUGUUUUCCAGCAAACCCGUGGUUGGUCCAACGGCGUUGGUGGUCUUGCGUUUCUGGGUGUCGCCGUAGGCAUGAUGUUUGCUGUUGGGUACAGCGGCUACGACAAUAUUCGUUACAUCAAGGUCAACAAAAGCUAUGAUGGCGGUGCACCUCCGGAAAUGAGACUACCCCCUGCUCUGAUUGGAUCAGUUCUCCUACCUAUCGGCCUGUUCUGGUUCGCCUGGACGAACGGACCAAACAUUCACUGGAUCGUUCCUAUUGUCGGAUCGGGCUUUUUCGCGGCUGGUCUUGUCCUGGUUUUUUUAAGCCUGAUGAACUACCUGGUCGACUCUUAUGUCAUAUACGCUGCCUCCGUUCUCGCCGCGAGCUCCGUCUUGCGAAGUCUUUUUGCCGCAGCGUUCCCUCUUUUCACCACCAAUAUGUACCAUAGCCUUGGCAUCCAUUGGGCAAGUUCUGUUCCGGCUUUUCUCUCCCUUGCCUGCGUUCCGUUUCCGUUCCUGUUCUUCAGGUACGGAAAGUCGAUUCGGUUGCGAUGCAAAUAUGCAGCUCAAGUUGCCUGA